This is a messenger RNA of Rubroshorea leprosula, 1601 nucleotides long. NCBI's taxonomy places the organism in Eukaryota, Viridiplantae, Streptophyta, Magnoliopsida, Malvales, Dipterocarpaceae. The record is from the annotation of a GenBank genome assembly.
AUCCCUAGCACUGCUCUUGCUGAAAUCCUUUGAUUCUGGGCGGGCCGGGUGGCCGCACACAGGAGGGCAGGGCAGGGCAGGGCAGGGCCGGUCAGCCGCAGACCCCCCAUCACCCCUUCGACAACCCCAAAACCGGAGAGUCUCUCUUCUCCGUCAUCCUCUUUUCCUCUCUCAGACAUCUCUUCUCUUACGGACCAUCCGCCACCCAAACUGAUCUGACCCUCUGCAACAGUAAACGCCCCAAAGGGCUGCCGUUCCCAUCUGCGUCCUCUUCUCGGCUCCUUUCUUCUUCUUUGCUGGUCCACCUCUUCAGCCACCCUCUACCUUAGCCGCAAGCGGUGAAAAUCAGAGAAAACAUAAAGGAGAGGAACUCGAAGGUAAGAGCUUAGACGAAGGCCAAACGGCCAUCGCAUGGUAAAGACCAAGCUCGAGCAAGCUAGCAGGAUCUGAUUUGAAGCCGAUUAAAAACCUGGAGGGAUCAGCCGGAAGAUCAAAGACCACCAGAAAACGAAACCUUGGGAAUGCAGAUCACGUAGCAAGAAAGAGGAGUCAGGUGCCACCAAAGAGAAGGAUCAAAGAGCCUCAGAUGAAGAAAGAGAGAGGGAGAGUGGAGAAGAGGAAGAGUUAAGAGAAAGUGAUACUAGUGGGAAGGUUAGGAUUUGAGUAUUUUAUUUAUUUCUACUUGAAUUAGAAAUUUAAAAUUAAUUUUUAAGUCAUCUCAUGAAAAAUGAAUAAAAAGUUAGGGUAAUUUCGGGUAAACCCAACCCACCCAUAACCUAACCCAUUUGGGUUCAAAUAAUUUUAGUCUGGAUCAUUUCAAAUUUUAAGUUAACACAUAAGACCCAUAACUCAACCCAUAGUGAAUGGGUUAGGUCAGAUUUUUGGAUCAGGUCCAAUUUUGUUAGGUCGAACAGUCUCAAUGACAUAAAUCUUAUGUGAUUGGUUAUAAGUUUCAAUUUUAAAAAUAUUAAUUUUAAUAGCAAUCACUAAUCACCAAUUAUAUUAAAUUUUUAUUCCAUUAGACCCAAUUACAUGAAGAGGAUUCAAAAAAGAAUAAUAGAGAGAGUGUCCCUAGCACUUCUAAGUUAAGAAUGACAAGAAAGUAAGCUAGAAAACAGUAUGGUUAAUGGAAUAGAUUGCUUACUUUAUUUUGUUUUCUUUAUUAUUCACAUUCUCUUGGCUGUGGUUAUGGCUACACUCAAAUUUGUUAGGACCCCACAAUUUAAUUGUUAUUUUAUUAGUUUAUAAUUUUUUCCAAAUAGUGAAUUAUGAUGUUUGGAAAUAUCUAUUUAUAAAUUAAUUUAAUUUGUUAAAUAAUAAACAUCAAUUGUUUUAUUAUCUAUUAAAUGUUUUUAAUAGCCAAAUAAAGAUAAAAACUUAGCAAUAUGUGUAAUCCUAACAAAUUCAAAGGUGUUAAUAACGACCACCCAACUCUUGCUAACCAAUUAUUAUUCUUAAUAGAAUAGAUACCCUAGUCCAAAAGUGUUUAAUAAUUAUAUUUUUGAUAAUUAUACCUUAUCUUGUGCCCAAAGGGUAUAGGAUAUAUGAACAACUUUGGUAUGAGCAUCACUAUUGGAUUUACCGUAUGUUUGUAUUGAGGG